Messenger RNA from Magallana angulata, 1425 nucleotides. Its product is annotated as caspase-7-like. The transcript is spliced from 7 exons. The record is from RefSeq and is a predicted model, not a curated record. Gene Ontology annotation, cellular component: cytoplasm. The coding region runs from base 211 to 1122 and encodes 303 amino acids. Gene Ontology annotation, biological process: apoptotic process; proteolysis. Lineage: Eukaryota; Metazoa; Mollusca; Bivalvia; Ostreida; Ostreidae.
CACCUCUAUACGGGCCCCAAUAGUUACGUCAUCAUCAAAACACGUAUCAAAAUUUAAGUUAUAUUUUCAAGGAUACGGAUCUAUUUUCACCGUUUUCCUGCAUAAAAAGAAGCCGGGUUAAUUCUGAAGGUUGAAUAAUCGAACAAACAAAGCGAAAGGAAGAGGUUAUCCUAACAAAACAGAACGGUAUAAACCGUAAAGGUCUGAAUCAUGGAAGAAGCGAUGAGCCAAGAGUGUGUUUCUAACACUAAUGUUCCUGAUGCUAAGCCUGUGUCAGAGACAGAUGCCUUCCCAUUUGGAAAAUCAAAAGCACAAAGUGGUAAACCAGUUGCCACUACAAUACAGACAGCGACCGAGUUCUUCUCCCACAAGUACAAGAUGGACUAUCCAAACAGGGGUAAAGCCAUCAUCAUCAACAACAAGACAUUUAACCCUAAGACCAAGCUGAAUGAACGGACCGGCACGGACAAGGACGCCACCGCUCUUCACAACCGUCUGUCUGAGCUCGGCUUUGAAGUAGAUCUCAAAAACAAUCUCACAGCAGACAAAAUAAAAGCUACACUACAGAGAGCCGCUGAACUGAAACACGAAGACAAUGACUGUUUCGCCUGCGCCAUUCUGUCCCAUGGGGAGGAUGGGUUUAUAUGGGGGAUAGACAAAUUGAUCCCCAUUAAUGACCUGAUGGAGCCCUUCAAAGGCAACAAAUGUCUCUCUCUGGCAGGAAAACCCAAAAUCUUCUUUAUCCAGGCUUGCCGUGGAACAAUGUUUGAUGACGGUGUGGACAUGAAUGUUUCAGACGCCAAAGGCUUCAUGGACGUAGAGCCUCAGUUUUUUCGCCAGAAGAUCCCAUCAGAGGCCGACUUCCUGAUUGCUUACUCUGUUGUUCCAGGUUACUACUCCUGGAGGAACUCAACCAAUGGCUCCUGGUUCGUCCAGGCGCUGUCCGACGUUUUGAAGAAGCAUGGCCAGACAAUGGACCUCCUGACCUUGAUGACACGUGUCAAUCAAAUCGUGGCCAACAAGUUCCAGUCCGACACCUCCCAUCCAGACAUGAACGAGAAGAAACAGAUCCCAUGUAUCACCUCCAUGCUGACCAAGGAAGUUUACUUCACCAGCAAAUAGAGGGGGCCAGUCCAGGAUAGCGAGGGGCGAGGUCUCUGAUUGGUGGAACGAGCAUCUUCUCUCAUGGCUUAAAGGGCACCUGCUCAACUGAUCAUGUGAUACAUGUACUGCAAGAGAGUGAUUGAGAAACAUGUUGGUCUUUUGAUGAUGAGUUUUGUAACUGUAAACAUUUGAUAACUCUAAUUCUGCAUUGUAAUGAUGUCAAUGAUAUUUCGAGUGUUACUGUACAAUUAUGUUUGCAAUUUAUUAGUAUUAUAAUAAUUAUUAAACAUUUGCAAAGGUCAAUAAACAAAAUACGAAGAC